UGCUGUCAAAUCACGAUCCCUGUGAAUCACUUCUCGCGAGACUUUGGAUGCGUGGCGAGACACGAGCGAAAAAACAGUGGAAGCAGAUUUCGCCAGCCACGUGCAGACUUGUGCAAUAGUCAAGAAAGCCGAAAUUUCGCAUCAAAUUUCUUUCCCUUCGUCUCUCUACAUGCGCUGUUCCAGUGCUGGUGGUGUGGACAUCGCUUUGUCCGUUUUGACGCUACAGUUUUCGGACGUAAGUCGGGUAAAAUGGGGGAAAUAUGGAAAGUCCUUGGGCAGUGAGUGCCGUUCGGCCCAUUCAAAACUGAAGCGUUUGGAGAAUCAACACUCUGUACUAGAAGCAAAUCAUCAUGACGUGCAGUCGGAUAGUUAUGACAGCUGGUAUCUCAGUUGCAGUGGCUGUGUUCACCAUUCUGUGGUUCUCGAGCAAAAAGAAAAAGAAGCCUAGCACUAAAUCAACCAGUGGCUCAGACAAGCACAGCAGCAGUAGCAUAGAAAAAGAGGAAUCAUCACAAGCCACUAGUAGUAUUGACGAGCAGUUUAGCCAUAAACAUGCAGCUCUAGCAGUAGAGGAGCUAUCUGCCAACACCUUUAGUGCUAAGGAUUUCAAUACAACUACAGCUCCAUCAGAGAGUUCCUUAUCUCUGAAGAAAGAAGCUCCACUACCUCAUGUGGAGUCUUGCAAACAGCCCGAGCUGUUGAACUCUGCUGAAGGAGAGAAGUUUGAGCAAGAGGAGCAUGAAGAUGCUCCUCUGCAGAAUGAGCAGAAUGAGAUGGCAGCAAUUAAGAGCCCUGAUGUUGGAAAGUCUGACAAGUCAUCAGUAGAGGAAGCAAGCACGAAACAAGAACAGGCCCUCUGCAAAGCAGAAAACACAACCACUGACAACACUGACGAGUCAACCUGUAAAGAUGAGCUUUGCGUAGAUUGUGAGGAAAAUGUAAAGGUUGAUUACAGCGAUAAACAAGAGCCUUCUCCUCCCAUCUCCUCAGCAGUCCCUAGCAAAACACUCAGUAAUGCUGGUGACAACUUGAACUGUGGGUCAGAGCUGAAGAUAGAGGAGUCCUCAUCUGACACUUUGCUUCAGCCUCAAGUGACAUCCAUUGAAGCUGAAAAGGUCAGUAAGUCAGUAGAACCAACUCAGGAGUCCAGCAGUUGCCAACUGGAAUCCCCUAACACUCAGGAAGCCGACAGAGUGCAAACCAGCAGCCAAGCGUCAUCCAGCUCUUCCCUGUCAGAAUCUAGCACUGAUGGGCCAGCAGAAGACGAAACAUCUGUGGGGAAAGAUGUUAGCUGUGAUGCCUGCAGUGAUGAAGGAAUAGCAGACACUACCAACAGUGAUGUUACUGCAGAGAGCACGCAUUCAUCUGGUGCUGAAGUCCAGUCAGUCCCCUCCUCCGACUGGGGCACAGCGGUUGAAGAACUAGAGCGCAAAACCAAGCAGAAGACACAGUCGCCAAAGACACACAAACCCCCAAGUGAGGCUGAUACCCAGAAGUCCCCUUCUCCCACCCCAGUAGACAUCCCUUUGGUUUCCCCCGGGUCAGAGGUCAGCAGUGAGGUGUCCAAUGACAGCGGCCGCAGCACCAUGGACAACGGCGCGGCAAGCACAGCCAGUAGCAGCACACACCAGGACCAAGCUGGGGUUCUAGAGGAGGACCAGAUCAUACUGUGGAAAAUUAACUUCCCAUCGGACCUGUGUGGCCGCCUGAUCGGGAAACAGGGCAGGAACAUCAAGUGGAUGAUGGAGAGGACAGGCUGUAACAUCUACAUCAGGAAGAGUCCGGACUACAUGCAGUGGUGCUGUCUGGAAGGCACCCAGAGUGAGGUGGACCACGCCCUAGACAUAAUUGGCCGGAAGUUCCCAACAGUGGACCUGAGUGCAGUUCAAGACUCUCCCGUCUCAGACUCCUCCGACAUCUCCCAAAGGUGUGUGGACAUCAUCCCUGUCCUCCCUCCUCAACUCCAGCUGCAGCUGACCGAGGGACUCAACGACGUCAUCGUCUGUAACAUCAUGGACGCCUCCCACGUCUUCGUGCAGCAGCACAUCCACCCAACCUUCCCCGCGCUGGCAACGUUGGACCACUGUAUGGCCAUCUGCUAUGCAGACCAAACAUUGGUGCCAGGGGUGCCCAAACCUGUAGACAUUGGUGUCAUCUGUGUGGCCCCGUCGCCCAUGUUGGGAGCAUACUGCCGUGCCGAGGUCCGAGAGGUGAUGGAGGACACAGACUCUGUCGUUGUGAAGUUCUGUGACUAUGGAGGGUACUACCACGUACCACGAGAUGUCCUACGCCAAAUCAGGAGUGACUUCAUGACCCUCCCGUUCCAGGCUGUGGAAUGUUACAUGGCAAACAUCGCCCCACUAGAAGGUGAGGAGAGCUUCUCCAUUGAAGCUACAGGACUGGUGGAGGAGUUGACCCAGGGUAUGGUGACUCAGGUGAAUGUGGUUGGGUACUCUACUGAAGGCUGUCCCCUCGUACAUCUGUACUCCACACAGGGCGACACGAGCAUCAUGGUGAAUCGGGUGAUGGUGGAGCAGGGCUUAGCGCAGUGGUUAGAGGCAUGAAUGUCAAAUUAGCUGCUAGCUUUACUACCACAAGUGCAAUCACUGCAACCUAUUUUCAGAGAUGCCAUGAUGCAAAGGAAAAAUUACAAAACAGAAAUGGGCUGUAGUUUGUAGUGUUUCUGUCUUACUUUGUCCCACCAGAAUAAUGACUUAAAAACUCUCCUCAGCUUCUUGUCUGGUAUAGCAAAGCCCUGGAGGUGACAUUAGUUGAAAGCUGUACAAAUGUUGAGCAAGUUCUGUAGAGGAAAGACCUUUAAUUUGACAACUUCAAUGGCAUUUCUGACAUACAAGCUCUGCAAUAUGCUAUGCUAUGUGAGGUGCUUUGUACAUAUUAUUACUACCACUAGUACCAGUAGUUUUGUUAGUUAAAUUAUGUUUAUUACCUACUUGUGUUGGAUGGUUUAAGAAGAGCUUUUAAUUAUUGAAUACCAAAUAAAGAUAUUUGAUCUCUCUUAUGUUAACUGGAAAGCAGGACAUCUCUGUCCGGCAUUUAUAGCAGAAGUGAUUUCAUUACUUUGUACAAAACUAUUUUUUUUCAGUCAUGGUUUUCUUAAAAUUGUCUCACUUCUGGGCAAGCAACUACUUCAUCUUGUGCAAUCUGACACUAGUUGGAUUUACAUAAUGUACAUAACAAACAUUGACCAAUACUGUACAGUUUAUAUAAAGAACAAGUUCAUAUCAGGUUUUCAAACAUACAGCUGUUUUUACACAUGUCCAAAUCAGAUUACUAUAUGGAGACAAGCAUUAGAUUUCUAUGACCAAGAUUGCAGCCACUUGCUUGAAAUAGUUUAUACAUGCAUAGUUGCAUACUGUAUUACAUGUUCAGAAUUUGAUAUUUACAUCAGCUGGUUUAUAUGGGAAUCAUGGAUGUGUUGAGAGAAAUUACUAUGUUUGCUUUCUACCGCAUGAGAGAAGAAAUAAUGAAGCAAAACCGUAAAAAGAUGUGAAUGAAGCCGACUAUAGAUGUGAUUGUGUGAUGAGUACUUUGUGUACUGGUGAUUUGCUUUGUCUAUUUUUCCAAUAAAGUUACAUUUGCACCGGAA
This is a messenger RNA of Branchiostoma floridae (Florida lancelet), 3607 nucleotides long. Its product is annotated as A-kinase anchor protein 1, mitochondrial-like. The transcript is spliced from 9 exons. The coding region runs from base 351 to 2564 and encodes 737 amino acids. The record is from RefSeq and is a predicted model, not a curated record. Gene Ontology annotation, molecular function: RNA binding. NCBI's taxonomy places the organism in Eukaryota, Metazoa, Chordata, Leptocardii, Amphioxiformes, Branchiostomatidae.